This is a messenger RNA of Tarenaya hassleriana, 2155 nucleotides long. RefSeq names its product protein REVEILLE 1-like. The record is from RefSeq and is a predicted model, not a curated record. Gene Ontology annotation, molecular function: DNA binding. The coding region runs from base 739 to 1941 and encodes 400 amino acids. The transcript is spliced from 7 exons. NCBI's taxonomy places the organism in Eukaryota, Viridiplantae, Streptophyta, Magnoliopsida, Brassicales, Cleomaceae.
GAUUUCAUAUGUUCUAUGGAAAUCCGACUAUUUAGAAAAGGCAAAAGGGAAGCAGAAAAGUGAAAAAGCGUAUAUACCAAAAGCUGACGUGGCAUCCCCUCCUCUGUCUCCCUUUGUUUUCUCCCCCUUUCUUUCCUUCUCCACAAAGCCAAACACUCCCCCUUGUCUUCCCUCUCCCGCUUCCAUUCUUCUUCUUCUUGAUUAUGGUGGUUUUCUGGUGAAUCAGGAUCUUUGUCCUUGUCUGAUUCCGAGUAGAAACAUCGUCGAAGGAGGUGUUUUCCGCCGCUCGGGGAACGGCUGAGAGGUUCAUUAUCAUCGGUCUUCUUCUCACCCUCUGAACCUAGAUUCGCCGCAGAAUUUCUCUGAAGUUUCUUCUACGGGGAAGUUCUCCGAUUUGGUGGAUUGGUGGAAGUUUUCCCUAAGCUGGGAGAAGCAGAUCGUUCGGAUCGAGUCUUCGUAAUUGAGUAGCUUAUUGUUCGAUUCUGCGGCGAAGAAUUGGCGUAAUCGUUCCAUUUUUCUCGCGAUCGGAGUUUCGAAUUCUUCGUUUGGAGAGAUCUUGCUCAAUACGAUCUUCAUGGCGUCGUCUUCUUCGGCUAUGACUGUUCAGAGCCAUUGGUUUUGUCAAAGAUUGAACUUGGAGCUAUGUCUAAAUUCUUGUUUAUCUUCUUCAAGGAAAAGUAGCCACAUUUACGCUGUGACCUGGGUACAUUUAGAGGUGCGCAUUUGAACAAAGCUCCUAUGAUGCAACUCAACGAACAAAUCUCGGGGGGAAAUAACUCUGCAUCCAAGGCAAGGAAACCUUACACUAUCACAAAGGAAAGAGAGAGAUGGACAGAUGGGGAGCACAAGAAGUUUGUCGAAGCCUUGAAACAAUACGGGCGAGCUUGGAGACGCAUACAGGAACAUAUCGGAACAAAGACUGCGGUUCAGAUUCGAAGCCAUGCUCAGAAGUUUUUCUCUAAGAUUGCCCGAGAGACAGCGGGAAGUAACGGGAGCUCAGUGGAACGGAUCGUGAUACCGCCUCCUCGUCCAAAAAGAAAACCGAUGCAUCCUUAUCCACGUAAACUGGGAAACCCAUCUGCUAAAGAAAUCUCAGGCACAGAUCAAUCACGGAGAUCUGUGUCUCCUCCGGACUUAUCAGUCUCAGAAGGAGACGACCAAUCUCCAACGUCGGUUUUAUCCUCUGUUUGUUCGGAUGCCUUUGGUUCUGCUGAUACGAAUUCGCCCAACAGUAUCUUAUCCCCCGUUUCCUCCACACUGCCCUGUGAACUAACACUCUCUGGGCCAUAUGGUUCGACAACCACCUUUGCCAUUGAAGAGGCCGAGUCCUUGACGUUGGAGUUGUUUGGCAGAGAGAGGAGGCUCUUAAGCAGGGAGGAGUCAAUCAAUCCGCCAAAGAAGCAAAGCCUUAAGCUUUUUGGGAAGACUGUCGAGGUAAAAGAUACAUGUUGUACAAGAUCCCCACUAGACUCAAAUGAAGAGAAGCCGAUUCAGCCAUUUCUAUGGAAACUCAGCCCGGAAGAAAAUAUAUUGUGCUGGAUACAGAAGCACAAGCAAGAAGGGGAGAACAGUAAUGGUUUAGAACCCAGAAACUUGGAUGCAAAAGAAGGAGGACAUCAGGAGGAAGGAUCUUCAGGAGGGUCGAAUUCUUGUGGUUCUGAUGACGAUGAUGAUACAGAUAGAGGAGAAGCAGAUAAGGAUUCAGAAGUUGAAGAAGAAACACCAACAACUAGUCACGAGAGGAAGGAAAUCGGGGUUCCAGAGUUUAAACGGAGCGAGAGGUCAGCAUUCAGGCAGCUGAAGGGAACCAGACCAGAAUUGCAGACGAAAGCAUUUGUCCCAUACAAGAAAAGAAAGAUGGGAAUAGAAACAGAGGAUAGAUACUCGGGCAAGAGGAGGGAGACAGGGGAAGAUGGUGACAUUUGCCUCCUCUGCUUAUGACUGACACACAUACCCGAUUUCAGGUACCCAAGACAAAAACAAAGCUGUGUUCUUUGAGAUGAUGCAUGUUGAAUAAUAAGUCAACCAACCAUUUUAAUUGUUCAGUUCAUGGGGUUCACUUCUCUCUCGUUCAAUGUAACCAUUUUUUAUUUGUAAUUUAGAAAGAUUCUGUAAGAAUUUCUCAUGAUUCGACCCCCUUCUCUUCCUUCCUUGA